Molecule: messenger RNA, 2405 nt
Organism: Spea bombifrons (plains spadefoot toad)
Lineage: Eukaryota; Metazoa; Chordata; Amphibia; Anura; Pelobatidae
Gene: OS9
Product: OS9 endoplasmic reticulum lectin
Exons: 15
Coding region: 69-2120 (683 amino acids)
Biological process (GO): retrograde protein transport, ER to cytosol; endoplasmic reticulum unfolded protein response
Cellular component (GO): endoplasmic reticulum lumen
Source: RefSeq, a predicted model, not a curated record
CUGAUGAAAGGAUCGUGUUCUAGAGUUUACACAGGAAGGUGCAUGUUAUUGUACCAAGGAGAGUGAAGAUGGCGGUGUAUGUUCGCUGCGGGCUUCUUUUUAUAGUGUCAUGUUUCCUCUGCGGUGUCGCCUCGGGUUCAUUGGGCUUCCUCAACCUCGAGGAGCUGACGGAGAUGAAAUACGGUAUCGAGAUCCUCUCAGAACCGGUGAUCAAAGGGCAGAGCAAAUCAGACAACAUAGUCACCAUCUCCUCCAAGUACAAGCAAAAUUAUGAGUGCAAGCUUCCAGCUAUUGCUGUCAAGUUUCAUCAAGACAAAGAUGAAGAACAGCAGACGUAUUCAGGGCUUGGGAUAUCUGAUCUGCUUAAGCCCAUGGAAGCAGCUCCGUGUCUCAUCAAGACUAAAGAUUGGUGGACGUAUGAGUUCUGUUACGGAAAACAUAUACAUCAGUACCAUGUUGAAGAAUCUGAGGUGAAGGGGGACAUAUUGUACCUCGGGAAUUACCAGUCUGAGUUUGACUGGAACAAUGAAACUGCAAAGGCUUCAAAGCAUCAUCGACUGAAACGUUAUCACAGCCAGAUGUAUGUCAAUGGCUCCAAAUGUGAUUUGAAUGGAAAGUCCAGGGAAACAGAAGUCAGGUUUAUGUGUGAAGAAGGCUCCGGAGAUUACAUUGCACGUGUUGAUGAGCCUCAGUCUUGUACAUACGUCCUGACUGUGCACACCACUCGCAUCUGCCAUCAUCCCUUCUUACGUCCGCCUUCCACUGGCAUGCCACAGUCCAUAAGAUGCCAUCCAGCCCUCAGUCCAGAGCAAUAUGUUGAAUAUGUGAAGGCACAAGUGUCUGACACAAAGCGGAUAGUAGAGGAACUAUCAGAGGAGCUCAAAACGCUUGACCUUAAAGCAAAUAAAAUUACCUCUUCUUCAAACCAAGGCUUGAAGAGAAAUGAAGUUGAAGAAUCUAUAUCUACAAGUCCAGAACAGCAAAGUGAAGAAGAUGUACCUAUAGCAUCUGUAGAAGAACAAGGCUUGGAGGAUGAUGCAGCUUUCGUCCAGGAGGACCCGGAAGCAGACUUCUGGAAUAAGAUACUUGGACAGCAGAAUGAAGAAGGGCAGGCGACAGAGGCAGAUGACACGGAAGCAUUCCCCAGUUUAAAUAAGCCACCGGAUGCACCUGCAGAUUUGUCAAAGAAGCUUCGCUAUAGAGUAAUACGGAAUCCGGAAGACCUGAUGAAAUUCAUCACGGAACUAAAACAGACUCCUAAAAAGACGGAGAAGAAAACUGAUGGAAAUGACAGAAGUUUACAGGGUGCACACAGUGAAGAAGACUCGGGCUCUUUAGCAGAUAGACAAACGGAAGAAGAGGAAGAUGAACAGAUAAUAAUGCAAGAGUUUGAGAAGGAACUGGAAAAUAUUCUGCUGCCCAAAUCGGAUGUGUCUCAGAUAAAGGACAAUGUGAAAACUGAGAUGGAGAAGGAAUUUGAUAACAUUAUAAAUGAGGCAAAAGAAGAGCUUGAGACUGAAGGUCUGAAGGGAGAAUUUGAUCGUAAGCAGGCAUCUACGUCUCUGGCUACAACACUGAACAAACUAAUAGACAAACUGGAUAAUGCUGUAAACGGCAAAGAAGAUGAGACGGAGUCUUUAGAGAAUGGUGAUGUCCUCAGCCAAAGCAGCACCGAAUCUGCGGUACAAGCACCUAGUGAUGAUCAUACUGAUGGUCGUGUUAAAGUCAGGGUCACUAAGAUACGUCGAGGCAGCCCUGAGCAGAAUGAAAGGAAGGUGAGAGAGAUGAGCCACGAAAACUCACAGCUGAAACAAAUUGAGAAUGUUAUUAAAGACCUGCUUGAAAAGGAAGGGCUGAAGGCAGAAGGUAAAAUAGAAAUAAAAAUACUCACAACGGGUGGAUUUGGAGAUGAUGACAAUGCACACUUGCUUUCAGAAGAGGAUACCAAAACCUUGAAAGAUAUUGUCUUCAAUAUACUGGUUCAAGGCACAGAAGAGGCACAUAAAGAACAGAAGCGGCAGCAGCAGCUGGAAGACAACUACCGGUUUGUGUGGACCCAAGAUCAAGAUGAUUCAAAAAGCACCAGUGCAGCAACAGACUCAGAUGAUGUGGAAUUUUAACUUAAACAUUGAACUCGGCGACCAGAGGAAGACCGAAAAACAUUGGACUGUAUAGUGGACUACGGCUUCAUCACAAACUUAAUGGCAAGGUGCAACAUUCUAUAGGUCGUGGAUUACGGUCUUGUAGAAGACCUGUGAUAAAGCCAGCACCAGAAUUUACCCGCUGGACAUUACAAAACAUAAUAAGAUGGACCUUUAUUUUAAAUGCGGUUUCCUUUUAAGUGUUUGGUGCUAAAGUGAAAAGACUUUGAAUUGUUUUUCCCAAAAUAAAAUUAAAGGCUUAAA